AUGGCGCUGCUCAAAGUCAAGUUUGACCAGAAGAGAAGGGUCAAGUUGGCCCAAGGACUCUGGCUCCUGAACUGGUUCUCGGUGCUGGCUGGCAUCCUCCUCUUCAGUCUGGGGCUGUUCCUGAAGAUUGAGCUCCGGAAGAGGAGCGAAGUGAUGGAUAAUUCGGAGAGUCAUUUCGUGCCCAACUCCUUGAUCAGCAUGGGGGUGCUGGCCUUCGUCUUCAACUCUCUGGCCGGCAAGAUCUGCUACGAUGCCCUGGACCCUGCCAAGUUCUCCACAUGGAAGCCGUGGCUGAAGCCCUACCUGGCUGUCUGCCUGCUCUUCCACGCCGCCCUCCUCCUCGUGGCCCUCUGCUGUUUCCUCCUGCAGGGCUCGCUGGAGACCACCUUGGAACAGGGGCUCCGGAAUGGCAUGAAGUACUACCGGGACACGGACACUCCUGGCCGCUGCUUCAUGAAGAAGACCAUGGACCUGCUGCAAAUUGAGUUCAGGUGCUGCGGCAACAAUGGCUUUCGGGACUGGUUCGAGAUUCAGUGGAUCAGCAACCGCUACCUGGACUUCGCCUCCAAAGAGGUCAAAGAUCGCAUCAAGAGCAACGUGGACGGGCGGUACCUGGUGGACGGGGUGCCCUUCAGCUGCUGCAACCCCAGCUCGCCGCGGCCCUGCAUCCAGCACCAGCUCACCAACAACUCGGCCCACUACAGCUACGACCACCAGACGGAGGAGCUGAACCUUUGGCUGGUGGGCUGCAGGGCUGCCCUGCUGGGCUACUAUGGCAGCCUCAUGAGCAGCAUGGGCGCCGCCACGCUCCUCGUCUGGCUCCUGGAGGUUGCCAUCACUGUGGGCCUGCAGUACCUGCACACGGCGUUGGAGAGUGCGGCGGAGGACCCUGAGGGCGAGAGCACGGGCUGGCUGCUGGAGAAGAGCCUGUCCGACACAUGGCGGGCCUUCCUGGUGAGCCUCAAGAGCCUGGGCAAGAGCAACCAGGUGGAAGCUGAAGGCGCCGAUGCAGGCCCGGCCCCAGAGGCGGGCUGA
Molecule: messenger RNA, 1035 nt
Organism: Suncus etruscus (white-toothed pygmy shrew)
Lineage: Eukaryota; Metazoa; Chordata; Mammalia; Eulipotyphla; Soricidae
Gene: PRPH2
Product: peripherin 2
Exons: 3
Coding region: 1-1035 (344 amino acids)
Biological process (GO): visual perception
Cellular component (GO): membrane
Source: RefSeq, a predicted model, not a curated record